AGGAUCUGGUAGAUAGAUUCAUUCUUAUAUAUUACUUUUUUAAAUGCAAGGAUAGUUGUAAAAUCAUAGGAAGAGUAACAUCUGUGUAGUGUUCCAGCUCUGUGUAAUGUUUUCAUUUGCUUCUUCAGGUAAAAUCCCAGAUGAAGCCAAAGCCCUUUCUCUAUUGGCACCUGCUCCUACUAUGACAAGUCUGAUGCCUGGUGCAGGGUUGCUUCCUAUACCUACACCAACCCCUUUGGCUACACUUGGUGUUUCACUUGGCACUUUGGGGACUAUACCAGCAGCGGCAUUGGAUUCUAACAUUACGGCACUGGGAGAAAUACCACAGCCACCAAUUAUGGGGAAUGUGGACCCAUCCAAAAUUGAUGAAAUCAGAAGAACAGUUUAUGUUGGAAACUUGAAUUCACAGACUACAACAGCAGACCAGCUGCUUGAAUUCUUUAAGCAAGUUGGAGAAGUCAAAUUUGUGCGAAUGGCAGGUGAUGAGACGCAACCAACACGAUUCGCUUUUGUGGAAUUUGCAGACCAAAAUUCUGUACCUCGAGCUCUUGCCUUUAAUGGAGUUAUGUUUGGAGACAGGCCACUCAAAAUAAAUCACUCCAAUAAUGCAAUAGUGAAGCCUCCUGAAAUGACACCACAAGCUGCUGCCAAAGAACUUGAGGAAGUGAUGAAGAGAGUAAGGGAGGCCCAGUCUUUCAUAUCUGCUGCUAUUGAGCCAGAGUCUGGAAAGAGCAAUGAAAGAAAAGGUGGUCGAACUCGUUCCCAUUCUCGUUCAGAAUCCAGGUAUAGCUCAAAAUCCCAAUCUAGAAGGAAAAGAUCACACUCAAAACACAGAAGUAGAUCUGGCAACAGAUCACUCUCAAGACACAAGGACAGAUGCAGAUCCAGAAGUCCUCUGAAAAAGCGGUCUAGAUCUAGGGAAAGGUGGAAAUCAAGAAGUUGCUCUCAUUCCCG
Messenger RNA from Mesitornis unicolor (brown roatelo), 954 nucleotides. RefSeq names its product splicing regulatory glutamine/lysine-rich protein 1-like. Gene Ontology annotation, molecular function: RNA binding. The record is from RefSeq and is a predicted model, not a curated record. The annotation marks the transcript as partial. Lineage: Eukaryota; Metazoa; Chordata; Aves; Mesitornithiformes; Mesitornithidae. The transcript has 6 exons.